This is a messenger RNA of Umbelopsis ramanniana AG, 762 nucleotides long. RefSeq lists its product as uncharacterized. The transcript has 4 exons. The record is from RefSeq and is a predicted model, not a curated record. Gene Ontology annotation, molecular function: iron chaperone activity; ferric iron binding; ferrous iron binding. The coding region runs from base 218 to 547 and encodes 109 amino acids. Gene Ontology annotation, cellular component: mitochondrion. Gene Ontology annotation, biological process: iron incorporation into metallo-sulfur cluster; intracellular iron ion homeostasis. Lineage: Eukaryota; Fungi; Mucoromycota; Umbelopsidomycetes; Umbelopsidales; Umbelopsidaceae.
GUGCUUAGGGAACCCCCGUCGGGCUUUCUGAGACUGCUCACAUUUUUUGUGUGGGUUCGAAAAUAAGCAAAACGUAUAUUGUCUUUGAAUUUAAGGAAAUGAGUCAAGCACGUAUUGGAGCUACCGUCUUCCGUUUGGCAGCAAGACACUGUCCCCGUGUCAGAGCUACUGUUGUACGCCAGGCUUUGCUUUCGACAAGCGCUGCAUCCCGACCGCAAUGGCCAGUAAGGUUGCGGACCACACGUUGGAGGGGAUAUUGGAUGUUUUGGAAACCAUCGGCGAUGAGCACGAUAUUGCCGGCUAUGACGUUGAGUACUCCCAAGGGGUCUUGACGCUGAAACUGGGAUCCGGUGGCACUUAUGUGCUCAACAAGCAACCUCCUAACAAACAAAUCUGGCUGUCAUCGCCAAAGAGUGGUCCCAAGCGAUAUGAUUACGACACAGCCAGUGGGAAAUGGUUCUACGCUCGGGACAACCAUACCAUAGACGAGGUGUUGAACAAUGAACUGUCAGAUAUCCUUGGGUUUGACGUCAAGUUAUUAGAAUAAUACGGGCCCUGUGAAGGGUCUUGGCGGAAAAAAUAAGAGAGACAAACGGGUCAUACACACCCCCAUUCUGAUUGUUUAAAAAAACGCUACUUGUACUGUUACAUUAUUUUCAUUGUUCAGUUCGCUACAAAGCAAUUAAUAGAGAAAUCUCCAGCCUACUACAAUGUAUACGAAACAGCAUGAAAAAUGAAAUAGGUUGGAUAAAAGAAACAAAC